Molecule: messenger RNA, 984 nt
Organism: Aspergillus chevalieri
Lineage: Eukaryota; Fungi; Ascomycota; Eurotiomycetes; Eurotiales; Aspergillaceae
Exons: 3
Coding region: 1-984 (327 amino acids)
Molecular function (GO): oxidoreductase activity, acting on paired donors, with incorporation or reduction of molecular oxygen; iron ion binding; heme binding
Source: RefSeq, a predicted model, not a curated record
AUGGACAAUACGCUGGCAUCUCUUUCUGUGGUGGCAGGCAUUUCCCUUCACUUGUUGGUUUUUCGCCAUGGAGAAUGGGAUACCUCAUCACCUUCCGUUGUCAUAUGCCACCUGCUCUUGCUGUCAAUCGGUCCUGCGAGCGCAUACUAUGGCAUUAUCCAAAGCUGUUCACCCCUUUUAGUCUGGAAGAUUGGAGGCUACUACCUACUCGGACUGUACAGUCUCGUCUACCGUGGGUUUCUCCACCGUCUAUGCCAAUUCCCCGGGCCAUUUCUGGCACGACUGUCCAAUUUCUACCUUACGCGGUUGUCGGCUAAGAACUUGCAUCUGUAUGAAGAGGUGCAGGCUCUGCACCGGGAAUAUGGUGACAUUGUGCGCGUGGGCCCCUCCAAGCUAUCUAUCACCCAUCCGGACGCUGUCAAAGCAAUUUACAGCAAUGCAUACCCGCUACCAAAGGACCAUGGUAUACACUGCUCGACCCGCGCGUUUCUUUGUCAUUCUCGCGCGACAAACAGGUUCACGCCCGUCGGCGGAGGGUUUGGGAUCAGGCGCUUAGUACUAAAGGUGAAUUUACGGAUAAAUCAAUCACUGUAUAGCAAACUAACCCUUUCAGCCCUCCAAGCCUAUGAGCCCGUUGUGCAAGUGUACUCGAAUCAAUUGGUCGAUGUGAUCGACCGCGACCUUGACAAACCCAUUGACAUCACGCGAUGGCUGAGUUACUACGCCUUCGACGUGAUGGGCAAUCUAGCAUUCGGCAAAACCUUUGAUAUGAUUCGUGACGGAAAGGAAUCGUACUUUCUCCAGACAAUUCGCACUGAUAUGAGUGUGAUUGGCUAUCUCAAACACCAGCCCUGGUUGUUUCCGUUGUUUGCGAAGACGCCGCUGCUAAAUGCUAACCAUCUGGCCUUUUGGAAAUGGAUUGAGGAUCGCAUGACAGAACGGAUUGAGUCAUGGAAAGGAGAUCGCCGGGAUGUUUUCGCCUGA